GUGUGUAUGUGUUGCUGUUACCCGCCGCCUCCCCUUUUUUUCUCUCCGUCUUACUCACCCACCCCCUUUUCUCUCCGUCUCCCUCGUCCCUACACCUCCAGUCCUGCUCCUGUUGUCUCGGCGGAUUGUUGGGCUGUGGGAGAGAAGGGGAUAUCGCGAGUAUUGGAGUUUUGGUGAGAGUUUGUGGAAGAUGGCGCCUGUUGUGACAGGGAAGUUCGGGGAGCGCCCUCAGCCACAGCGCCUAACAAGAGAAGCGAUGAGGAAUUACCUGAAGGAGCGAGGAGACCAAACUGUCAUGAUCCUACACGCAAAAGUUGCACAGAAAUCCUAUGGCAAUGAGAAAAGGUUCUUCUGCCCUCCUCCCUGUGUGUACCUGAUGGGCAGCGGCUGGAAGAAAAAGAAGGACCAGAUGGAGCGAGACGGCUGCUCCGACCAGGAGUCGCAGCCUUGCGCCUUCAUCGGCAUCGGCAACAGCGACCAAGAAAUGCAACAGCUCAACUUAGAGGGAAAGAACUAUUGCACAGCCAAAACCUUGUACAUAUCCGACUCUGACAAGAGAAAGCACUUCAUGUUGUCUGUCAAGAUGUUCUACGGCAACAGCGCGGACAUCGGCGUCUUCCUCAGCAAGAGGAUCAAAGUCAUCUCCAAGCCCUCCAAAAAGAAGCAGUCCCUCAAAAAUGCUGACUUGUGCAUUGCAUCGGGGACCAAGGUGGCACUGUUCAACCGACUGCGCUCCCAAACAGUCAGCACGCGGUAUCUACACGUGGAGGGUGGCAACUUUCACGCCAGCUCCCAACAGUGGGGCGCUUUCUACAUCCACCUGUUGGACGAUGAGGAGUCAGAAGGAGAGGAGUUCACUGUGAGAGACGGUUAUAUCCACUACGGCCAGACGGUCAAGCUGGUCUGCUCCGUCACCGGCAUGGCCCUGCCCAGACUGAUCAUCCGGAAGGUGGACAAGCAGACGGCGCUGCUGGACGCCGAUGACCCCGUCUCCCAGCUCCACAAGUGUGCCUUCUACCUGAAGGACACAGAGCGCAUGUACCUGUGCCUUUCCCAAGAAAGGAUCAUCCAGUUUCAAGCCACUCCAUGCCCAAAGGAACCAAACAAGGAGAUGAUCAACGACGGCGCCUCCUGGACAAUCAUCAGCACAGACAAGGCCGAAUACACCUUCUACGAGGGCAUGGGCCCCGUCCACUCGCCUGUCACCCCGGUGCCUGUGGUGGAGAGCUUACAGCUAAACGGCGGCGGGGAUGUCGCCAUGCUGGAGCUGACGGGACAGAACUUCACUCCAAAUCUGCGGGUCUGGUUCGGAGACGUUGAGGCUGAGACCAUGUACAGGUGUGCCGAGAGCAUGCUGUGCGUGGUGCCCGACAUAUCCGCCUUCCGCGAGGGCUGGCGCUGGGUGCGGCAGCCCGUCCAGGUGCCCGUCACUUUGGUGAGGAACGACGGCAUCAUCUACUCCACCACACUGACCUUCACCUACACGCCGGAGCCGGGACCGAGGCCACACUGCAGCGCCGCCGGCGCCAUCCUGCGGGCCAGCAACUCGGGCCUGCUCAGCAACAGCAGCCAGGAGGCCGGCUCCAGCGUCUACGGCUCCAACAGCACUUCCAACGCAGGAGUCACGUCUUCUUCCUCCACCGCCGCAGCCGUGGUCUCCUAACGCACACAUGGGGGGGGGCACUCAUACAUGCCUUGAGAGCAAAUAUACCCUGAGGUAUAUGAAGACUAUAGGAAAUAAACAAAACUGACUCUAAAAGUGCUGCGUUCAUUUUGGAUACAAAGAAGCUGCAAAGGAAAACAAAACAAAAGAAUCGGUGGGACAGAGGAGCCCUACGCAGAGGGAAAUCUGAAGGAGUGACAUCACAACGUUGUCAGCUGAUGGGAAUAAACGUAUAUAAAGUGCUCCUCGACACGCCUCCCCACCCCAGCCCCCCCACUCUCUUCUCCUGUGGUUACUUUAGGGACCUGCCUGUCCAGUUCUGGUGUUGGGAAUGAGUGAAUUCCUGCAGGCUCAGAGCACCAGCACCUUUCUACAGCUGUGAGGACGGAAACCACAACAACAGUACAUCCACCGUGUGCAUCCCACCUCCCCUUUAUCCUCCCCGCUCCGUUUUAAUUUUUUUGUAAUUAUUCCUUUUUGUUUCUCACAUUCACGUCUGAAACCCUUACCAGGGGUGGGGGCGGGGGUGGUUUGGAUGUGUUGUUGUUGGAGGGAGUGCAAGGAUGCAGAGGGACACACAUAAAACGUGACGAUAACAUAGUUUUUAUGGACCAAGGAUCUUGUAUAAGCUUUAGUAAAGGUACAUUUUUCUCCAUACCUUUUUUGUAUUAAACAUAUAGUACACUUUUGUUACCAAAUAGUUUCUAUUCUUCCUCUGAGCUUGGGCUUUGUUUUUAUUUUUAUUUUUUAUUUUUUCUCCCCUUCGAGGUCCAAAAUCCCAACCUGUAUGUUAUUGUGACCUUACUUCAAACGCCUUUUUUUGGGUUUCAUUUUGAUAUACUUGCUUCUUCUUUUUGGGGAAAAGUCUGAAGUCUUGGGUUU
Messenger RNA from Pundamilia nyererei, 2545 nucleotides. RefSeq names its product recombination signal binding protein for immunoglobulin kappa J region b (gene rbpjb). Bases 191 to 1663 code for a protein of 490 amino acids. NCBI's taxonomy places the organism in Eukaryota, Metazoa, Chordata, Actinopteri, Cichliformes, Cichlidae. The record is from RefSeq and is a predicted model, not a curated record. The transcript has 11 exons. Gene Ontology annotation, molecular function: DNA-binding transcription activator activity, RNA polymerase II-specific; RNA polymerase II cis-regulatory region sequence-specific DNA binding. Gene Ontology annotation, cellular component: nucleus. Gene Ontology annotation, biological process: regulation of transcription by RNA polymerase II.